CAACUGCACUGGGGACAGCUGUGGUUGGGAACCUGGCAGAAGAGACCACGUCAAUUGCCGUUAAAGAUAUUGACUUUAAGAUGGUCACGUUAGAAUACAAGAACAAACUUGUGGCAGUUCCACUCAACCACAACUAAAUUAAUUUAAAAAUGAUUCAUAUUUCAAUCAAUUAAAUCGGUUAUCUAAAUUCAAUGUGUUCAACUUUUUCAAAACGUAUUUUCUGUUUAGAUGUAUGCGGUAGUUCAUUUUACCGAGUCAAACGAGGUGGAGGUUGUGCCUUGCUUGUGGCUAAGUUUGGACGGCAAGGUGUCUUUUUGGCCACCGUAUAAAGACACCAAGCGGACGAAAGUUGCAGUCAUCCAAAGCGCUAUGCCAGAUGAGACCUGGGGAGAGUUUUUUGUGGAGGUGGUGAAAACCUUUGCCAAUUAUGAUGCAGCGCGUAUGAACCUGAAAAAAGCCCAAACCAGGAGCACCCUGACAUCAGAUGAUGAAGGGGGUAAAAGAAGGAGAAUCCCUUCCUCAAAGCUGAAAGAAAUUGUGCCUGCAGAUGAGGGGGAGAAGCAUACAAGGGCUAAGAAAAAAGAAAAAAAAGGAGUCCUCCACAAGCCCCUGCUUUCCCCACCUGCUUUUAGAGCAUCACAGCAGGACAUACAUAAAGUUGCUGCCCACACAUCAGCUGCUCUUGAACAGGCCUCUGCCCAGAUCUCUGGCAACAUUCAAAGUCAAUUCGAACGGGAUCAUGCACUCCUGCGUGCUGUGGAGGAGUUGAAGGCCUUGGUGAGGCAGAACAACCUCCUCCUCCAGGCCCUUACUAGGCAAAAAACUACAGCAGCAGCAGCAGCAGACACUCUAUCUGAGGAAUUUAAGUUCCCAAUGAACUGCGAGGAAGACCUUCAAAGGGUGGAGGAUCUUCUGAGGGAGAAAUCCCAGGAAAAGGCCCUGGCAGCACACCUUAGUGCGCUUGGGGGCUGCAAUCCUGGGGACGCGGUUCGAAGAAUCCUUCGCCACAUCCUCACCAACCACUUCGCGCUGAAAUUCAACUGGCUUGGCAGAGGAGGGAAGAAGCUGGCUUUUGCCUCCUACAAGGUGUGCAAUGCAGUAAGAGGUGCAUCGGCUAGCCAGAACAUUUCGGCCAGCGACUGCGAGGCAGUUAUUAAAAACUGGCUGAAGUGCAGCGGUGACCGGAGUGGAGGAAGAAAGAGGAGAGAAAGCAGAGUGCAUGAAGGUCCCCAGCAGUUCAGUCUUCCUCCUCCGGCUCCGAGUCCUUCCCCGGUCAUGGAUGAUACAACUAGCAGCGACAGUGACGACGACUGCAGCGGCCUGGAGUGACCCGCCUUCCGCCUGCACACC
Messenger RNA from Gadus chalcogrammus (walleye pollock), 1350 nucleotides. RefSeq lists its product as uncharacterized. The transcript has 9 exons. Bases 229 to 1329 code for a protein of 366 amino acids. Lineage: Eukaryota; Metazoa; Chordata; Actinopteri; Gadiformes; Gadidae. The record is from RefSeq and is a predicted model, not a curated record.